This is a messenger RNA of Salvelinus namaycush (lake trout), 1331 nucleotides long. RefSeq names its product noggin-2-like. Gene Ontology annotation, biological process: negative regulation of BMP signaling pathway; negative regulation of cell differentiation; osteoblast differentiation. The record is from RefSeq and is a predicted model, not a curated record. The transcript has a single exon. The coding region runs from base 210 to 1118 and encodes 302 amino acids. NCBI's taxonomy places the organism in Eukaryota, Metazoa, Chordata, Actinopteri, Salmoniformes, Salmonidae.
UGUGCACUGAUACACUGACAGUAUGGGUUCAUGAAGACUACAAAACAACCAUGUAUUAUGAGAGGAAGACGGAGAAACCACAUUAGACUUGCCAGAGCUAGUGGAGAGGAGCCAGUGAAGUGGGACAGUCCUUUGUACCUAUUGAGUCAAUGCCCUAGGCCUAUUACAACUGUGAUUUACUUCACUUUAGACAUCCAAUCUUUGGAAAAAUGAAUGUGUUGAUAAAUUGGUUAAGGAGCGUUUUACUGUGCUGGACAUAUCUGGUUGUCUUUCUCUCCAGCGCAACUUCAAUGAUUCCCAACCAGGAGCAGGUGCGCAGUAAAACCCCUAUGGGCCAAAAGGACACGGAUUUCGAUGAUGUAUUCUUUCUACGGACCAGAUCAAGUAGUUUCGUAUCUUCCUCGCAGCCGAUUCGGCCAUAUUCACUCUCGAUGAAUGAGGGGGAUUACCAUUACGCGCCGAAACCCAAACACCUGCGGCACAACCGGCUCCUGCGCAUUUUGGGCUCGUCUUUCGAUCCGUUCUGGAUGUCCAUAGAACGCCCAGCCGAAGCAAGGGUCGACACCGAUGCGUCUGGUGGUCAAACUGCGUCUCGUGGUGACCCGCCCGCUCCUCCCGCCUUACCAAACUACACCACCAACGAGGGGUUCAACUUCAGCGCGUCUCCAGAGCUGACAGAGGGUGCAGCGCGCUACCAACGAAAACUACAAAACGACGCAGAGGAUUUGGACUUGAGUGAACUUCCUGCAGACGUUGCCAGCACUCUGCGUGACUGGCUGGUCCGCUCGGCCACCUGUGGAAUGCGCUACCAGUGGGUAAAAUUAGCUCCAGUGUUCUGGCCCCGCUGGUUACGCCACACCGACUGCGAAAAAUCUGGUGGCUCGCGGAGUUGCUCUUUCCCUAGCGGGAUGGCAUGCCGGCAGGCCCAAACCACACAGAUAAAGAUACUGGCCUGGCACUGCUGGAGCAGCGAAGAGAGAGGCGGGGAUGGGUUAAGAGGGAUGGCCGGGAUCGACAGUGGAACUGUGGUGGUGGGGACAGGUGUUGCAGGCAGAAAGUGUUUGUGGAGGCAGGUGCCUUAUCCUGUGGUUACAGCGUGUAAAUGUUCAUGCAAAUAGUUUAUUUGAUCACUGUUAAUCACGAACAUGUAACCUAUUUGGGGUUGGCCUACAUUAGGAGAUAAUUUAUUUGAACAUCUGAUUGUCAAUUGUAGGCUUACGACAAUUUGUUUUGCAAUUGAUUAUCAAGUAUUGUUUGUCCAGCCUUAACUAGGCUACCUGUAUACAGUUAAUUCACUUGGGUUUUGUAAUCAACUUGUUUUCAUUAGUAUG